Messenger RNA from Polyodon spathula (Mississippi paddlefish), 1205 nucleotides. Its product is annotated as CD276 antigen homolog. Lineage: Eukaryota; Metazoa; Chordata; Actinopteri; Acipenseriformes; Polyodontidae. Gene Ontology annotation, cellular component: external side of plasma membrane. The transcript is spliced from 4 exons. Bases 1 to 954 code for a protein of 317 amino acids. Gene Ontology annotation, biological process: cell surface receptor signaling pathway; negative regulation of T cell proliferation; positive regulation of T cell proliferation. The record is from RefSeq and is a predicted model, not a curated record.
AUGAGCGGAGCGGAAUCGCUGCAAACUCCGGUGUGUGAGACACAGCCCUGCCCCUCGGUGCGCUUCACUGAGAUCCGGACUCGCUCAAAGAUGCAGACGGAGCGUGCAAAGAGGAUGGACUCUGCAGGAGAAGAAGCGUCCCUGAAUUCACCUGAGCUGCCCUGGAACCAGCUCUAUUUGAAGAGAAGGACCGAGUCCAGGAUCCAGUUAAGGAGGAGAGUGUGCUUCACUGGCCCUGCUGCUGCUGCUGUUACCGGGGUAUUGGCAAUCCUCAUACUGGCUGCUGGCAGGCAGCUUGCCCAUCAGUUCCCUCAGUAUGUGAGCAGGACCAGCCUGUUUGAUUCUGAGCUGCAGCGCGGGAACGCUUCACUGCUGCUGAGGAGAGUCAGGGAGGAAGACGCUGGACAAUACAGGUGCUCUGUUAACGCUCGUAGACUGUACGGGACGGGCCUGACUGAGGUAGUCGUGGUUCCGGCUGAACCCACAACAGCACCAGCUCAUGUGACAGUCCCGGGCUCAGUGAAGUGUACUGAGGGGCAGGACUGUAUCCUGAGCUGCACCUUCAACCACACAGCUGGGGGCUGGGAUGAGAAGACAGGUGUGACCUGGAGACAAGUGGGAACACACAAAAUUGUUCACAGUUACCAUGACAACAGGGACGAGCUUGCCCAUCAGCUCCCUCAGUAUGUGAGCAGGACCAGCCUGUUUGAUUCUGAGCUGCAGCGCGGGAACGCUUCACUGCUGCUGAGGAGAGUCAGGGAGGAAGAUGCUGGAGAAUAUGAGUGCUCUGUUUCCACUCCUAGACUGCACGGGUCGGGCCUGACUGAGGUAGUCGUGGUUCCGGCUCAACGACACCACUGGUGGGUUUUAGGAGCAGUUCCUCUUCUUCUUUGUGUGGUUGCAGGUCUCUGUGUCGGACUGUGGUGCUGUAAACAACACUCAGUUUGCUGCUAGAAGUCCAACAAGGCCUCUAGUCCAGCAGAGACAGUGCUGUUGAUGUUAUUUAAUUGGGACGUCCCUUUGUUUAAUUGGGAUGCAGUAUUUUCAGAUGAUGAAGGGAGAUCGCUUCUCAGACACUCAGAAAAAUGAGUUUAUUUUUAUUUUAAGGUUUCUCUUUGUUUUUGUUUAUUAUUCAGUCAAGUGCGUGCCUGUUUAUUACAAAUGCAGUUAUGAAAGACUUUACAAUGACAAAACUGCCUCUGAAU